Anthostomella pinea is the source of this 879-nucleotide messenger RNA. The record is from the annotation of a GenBank genome assembly. NCBI's taxonomy places the organism in Eukaryota, Fungi, Ascomycota, Sordariomycetes, Xylariales, Xylariaceae.
AUGGCGAUCAUCAAGGCGCUCGAAGAAUGGCAACCAGAGCUCCAAGGCACAGACGAGCCGUUUGAGAUCAUCAUUGACCACAAGAACUUGCAGUACUUCAUAACGACCAAACUUUUGACACAGAGACAGGCUCGUUGGGCGGAGUUCCUCAGCCAGUUCAACUUCCAGAUUGUCUAUCGCAGUGACAAACAGUCUGUCAAACCUGAUGUGCUCAGCAGACGGCCUGGCGACACACCUGCGAAGUUUGACACCACGGACUCUCGUGUGGCGGCCAGACAGCAGACAAUUCUCCCAGCUUCACGGAUAUCCACAGGCAUGGAUCAACAGGACGAGGAGUACUUGUGCGUGUUGGACACCUCCGAGGACCUCGAUAACCUGAUCGACAUGGCAUACAAGAUCGUGGCCAAAGACCGUGAAAUGGUUCAUACGAGUGCCAUUCGGCGACUGCCCUGGGCCAACAUCUCAGUCGACUAUAUCACUGUGUUACCAGAGUUUGACAAACUGGACGUACCCACGAUGGUCGAUGCCUUCAUCUACCGCGUAUUCUCUCUCCAUGGAGCCCCCAAAUUCAUCACGUCCGACAGGGGAACGCAGCUCAUCUCACAGUUCUGGCAACGACUAGCAGAGCGCCUGGGUGCCAGGCUCAAACCCUCGUCAGCGUACCAUCCAGCUUCAAACGGACAGACAGAGAUCAUGAAUUCUGUACUUGAGCAAUACCUGAGGAUUUAUAUCUCGCUCGAUCAAGACGACUGGGUGGAUCACUUGCCCCUCGCGGAGUUCGCUUUGAACAACUCGGUCUCCAGUACCACGAAGUUCUCGCCAUUUUUCGCUAAUUACGGUUGGAACCCACGCCUCGGCAUUGAGCCGCCCUCACCAUGA